CAUUUACUUCCCGCAUGGUGGACUGGUGCGACGUUGUUGUGCAUUUUGUUCCGAAGUAAACACAGCCAUACCUGUCUAUGUAUAUGUCGUUUUUUUCUCGUCUUUGAAACAAUGAAAUAGAUGUCCGACGCCGGAAGAUAUCCUUAAACGAAACUCUACUCUUGGACAGAAAGCUCGUUAGCUUGUUGUGCUAACUAACGUUAGCUAGCAGUGCUACUUGCGAAGAAUGAAGACUUCUAACGGUAACACCAGUAUCAUGGACAUGUUUGAAAAUGGAAGAGUCCUGAAAAUAUGUGCCCCGAUGGUUCGAUAUUCAAAGCUUGCAUUCAGGUCCCUGGUGAGGAAAUACAACUGUGAUAUCUGCUUCACCCCAAUGAUAGUUGCUGCUGACUUCAUGCGAUCUGUCAAAGCCAGAGACAGUGAAUUCACCACCAAUGAGUGUGACCGGCCCCUGAUAGUGCAGUUUGCUUCCCAUGAUGCCCAGACUCUGGCUGAUGCGGCUUGUGUGGUAGCACCUUUCUCAGAUGGAGUUGACCUUAACUGUGGCUGUCCCCAAAGAUGGGCUAUGUCAGCUGGGUAUGGUGCAUGCCUCAUCAACAAGCCUGAACUUGUGAAAGACAUGGUCAGACACGUCAGAAACCAAGUGGACAAUCCAAACUAUACAGCAUCUAUCAAGAUAAGAAUUCACAAGGACCUGAGGCGAACAGUGGAUCUGUGCCAGAAGGCUGAAUCAGCCGGUGUAUCAUGGAUAACAGUCCACGGCCGAACAUCAGAAGAACGGCAUCAGCCAGUCCAUUAUGACGCCAUAAAGACAAUCAAAGACAGUGUAUCCGUCCCUGUUAUUGCCAAUGGAGACAUAAAGUACCUCCGAGAUGUGGAGUCCACUCACCGGCUUACUGGUGUUGAUGGUACGCCCUCACUUGAGAUGACGCUCCAAUGGACUGCUGUAGCCCUCUUUCUCUAUGUGGAGAUCGGUAUUCUUGUCAUUCUCUGUUUACCCUUCAUCUCAGCCAGGAGGUGGCAGAGUAUUUUCCAAUUGAGGAUCUGGAGCUGUCUGGCGAGGUUCUGGAACAAAAUGUUUCUCACUAUGAUCAUUGUACUUAUUGUUCUCUUCCUUGAUGCUGUGCGUGAGGUGAGAAAAUAUUCAGCUAAAGAACUUGGCACAGAUGCCAAGCUGCAGCCGAACAUGUUUGAUCACCUGCACAUGAAGCUUUUCAGAGCCCAGAGGAACCUCUACAUUUCUGGCUUCGCUGUCUUCCUCUGGUUGGUUAUGAAGCGAGUGGUCACCUUGAUUAACCAACUGGCAUCAGUGUCUGGCAUUACGGCUGCUCUUCAGGCGCAGGCUGACAGUGCUAACCAGGCCGCCAAGAAAUACAUGGAAAACAAUGAGAUGCUGAAACAGACUUUAAUGGAAGGGAAGGGUGAAAAAGCUACAGCAGAGGGCAUGGAGCUGUUGAGGAAAGAAGUGAGGAAACUGAAAGAAGAACUGAAGACCUCAGCAGAUGCCCUGAAGAACUCCCAGUUAGAGGCAGAUGUAAUGAAGAAGCAGAUGGAGGGCCUUGCAAGGGAGUACGACAGACUGUUGAAAGAACAUCAAGAGCUCCAGAAUCUUCAAGACAGUGGAAACAAAAAGAAGGACUAGUUGUCGUAAAAUCCUGAAAGGUCGAAGUGUUUACACAGCAACCUGGCCCCAUCAUUAGAAAGCCACUGGAACACAUGCUUUACCUUCACAUAACGCCUUGCAUCACAGCGCAUGUCACAAAACCAGGAGGUACAGAGUUUGAGUGAUAUCAGUCAUGGUUUUAAUGCAUGCAGGUGAAUUUUUAUUAGGGCACCAGACUGGUUUAAAUGGAGCAAGUAAUAUUAAACAUUUUUCUGCUUCUGCCUAGCACAGUAUGACAAAGAGGAUUGCUUUUUAAGUGCACACUCUAUAAGGCAGAUGAAUUGUGCAAGGUAAUUGGAGAGAAUUCAGUCAGUAAUCAACCCAGGUCGGAUCACAGUGCACUUAAUAUGUUAAAGAAAUAUACAACAAGGACAGGUGUUUAAUGAUUUUGUGUCAUUUGUUUUAGCCAGGUGCACAGCGUAGAGCGCAAGACUCUUAGAGCACUCUCUGUGGUGUGCACAACUUUGAAUGUAUUUUGAUACAAAGGGUUUGUUUCUUUAUUGCUGUAUGUAGCAGGAAUACCUGCUUCACCCACUCUGAGCUUAUCAGCGGUAUGUAAAUUCACUCUGUGCUUGCAUGACUGUGCAAAUACAGUUUGCAUGUACAGUUGCAGUUAGACAAAUCUUCCUAACAGGUUUUUUUUUGUAUUCCAGCUGAUGAGUUUUUUAAACUUAGGAUGUAGUGGUGAAUGAUAGUGGUUGAAGGUUUCCACCAUCCAGCGCUUUUCUUUUGUUUUCCACCUUAUUUUGAACAAGAAAAUGUAUAUGCAAAUCUGAUAUAAUGUAUCUGUGGAUAUAAAUAACACACAAUAUCUGUAGGGAUAGAAAAAUGGAUUUAACCACUUAUGAUCUUACUUAAGCUUUAAAAUGAAAAAUAUUCAAUCUGGGUCAAAAACAGAAGUUAAAAUAUAUAUUGUGUAUGUUUCUGAGCCAUAGGAGGUCCAGAUUGUUGUAUAUUUCAAGUAUUCAUUCAUUUCAUUCAUUUUGGGUUAGUGUGAGAGUUGGACUGUACUCAUGAUGAAAAGGGCCUGUAUGUUUUUUCUUAUAUUUCCGGUAUCCAGACAGAGCCUUGUCAGUGUGAAAGAGCAGCUUAGAUUGUAAUCAUCAGAUGUGUCAAAUUUCCCCAAUUUAUUUUAUGAUAAAUAAAUGGCUUAUUGGGUUUACCAGAUACUUUCCAGGUUAUAAAAUUGUAAAAAUACCUUCAAGUUAUGGUCGGACAUUAAAAAGUCCCUUAAAGUGCCUUUAAGUGGAUAUAGUACAUUUUGUUUAAUAAAGAUACCGUUCUUUAU
This is a messenger RNA of Micropterus salmoides (largemouth bass), 2951 nucleotides long. RefSeq names its product tRNA-dihydrouridine(20a/20b) synthase [NAD(P)+]-like. The transcript has 12 exons. Bases 227 to 1642 code for a protein of 471 amino acids. Gene Ontology annotation, biological process: tRNA processing. The record is from RefSeq and is a predicted model, not a curated record. Gene Ontology annotation, molecular function: flavin adenine dinucleotide binding; tRNA dihydrouridine synthase activity. Lineage: Eukaryota; Metazoa; Chordata; Actinopteri; Centrarchiformes; Centrarchidae.